UUCGUAGAGUGCGGGCGUAGCGAACAGCUACGCUUCGGUACAUAUCGUUACGAAAUGCUACGGGUGUUAUUAUAAGUGAACAAAAUGAUUUGUGCGUGCAUUUUCGCGUUACUGUUUGGAACUGUUAUUGGGAACCCGGCUAAAAUUGAUUCAAAACGUGAUCAUUGCAACAAGACUGUGGAAAUCUAUGAAGAUGUGUCGUCACCUCCGGUCACGCCGGAAAACUUCGGACGUCCACUCACGUGUACAUAUAGGUUUCGAGCAUUUCGAGGGUCACCAAAAGACUGGAUUCUACGAAUACGUUUCAAGAAGUUCAAAGUCGGCACUUUAAUUAAUGGGACUACAUGCCAUAAGGGAUAUAUGCAGAUAGUUGACGGCAAUGCAAAGACAGACGUCUCAAACCGCAAGGAGCCGGGUCUCUUCUGUGGCGAGAUAGAACAACCGCAAACUUUCAUAUCGGAGACAAACUUCGUCAAAAUUGUCUUCCAUGCGGAUAACUUUACAGAUCAGACUUACUUUAGCUUUGAUUCUAGGGCGGAGCAGCAAUUUGAAGUAUAUCUGAGAUAUGGACAACAUCCGGAGUUAUAUCCUAACCGUAGAGGGGAAGUUGUUGCUGGAUCAUACUGUGAGCGGGUCUUCAGGGACUGUCGACUUCAGACGUGCUACGUGCAGUCAGCCGCCUACCCAGGGGUAUAUCCUAGGAAUCUGCACUGCAGAUACCACUUAAACACGCGACUUCCAUAUAUAAAGUUGUACAUAGAGAAUGAGGAGUUCAACAUAGAUGGUCAGAGAUGCGAGAAUAUAAUGACCUGUCCCAUGAGGCCUAUAACCUCCGGUUCGGAAAACUGUCCAUAUGAUUACAUAAGGAUUUAUGACGGAAAAGACGAGUCGGCUUCUGUGAUUGGUACUUUCUGCGGUAUGGGCAAGUUCCCAUACUCCAUAAUUGGGACAUCACAAGACCUAUUUGUGGAGUUCGUUAGUUCACCAGCAGGUCCCUUAUUGAACACUGGCUUCCAUUUCAACGUGGGGAACUGGCCAGGUCACGUGGAAGCCCCAGGAUCGAAGAUCGGAAACUGUGACUGGCUCCUCACAGCGGAGUCCCUGAAGAGAUCUGGCGACACUGAAGGGAUCUUUCUCUCCGUGGCCCACUGGUAUCCUCCUCACACGUCCUGCACAUAUCUGAUGCAAGGUUUCCCCGGACAAGUAGUUAGGCUCUAUUUCCCAAGCUUUCGGAUUAAUCGCAUAGAAUCGCCAAUAGUUCCAUGGACGGGUGACUGUGGUGAGUCUCUCACUCUGUAUGAUGCAGCACGUCCUGAUGAUGCGAAGAUUAUCAAGACCUUCUGCGACACCUUUAGCAGGCCAAUGGAGAAGCAUGACUUUGUAUCUACUGGAAAUGCUAUGUUUGUCAGAUUUGAAAGCAAGACUGGUAGUUACAGUGGGUCGUCCCUCUACUACUGGGCUCACUACGAUUUUUUCAACAACACACGCUUCGGUGAGCCAGUAAGCGGAACUGCGUGUGAUGAAGUAAUUGCCUCCUGGAAGCAACGAGCUGGCAGACUCCGUUCACCACUCAACACAUUAGUAUACAAACAGGCUCCACCGGGAGAAGACGUCCAUUGUUUGUAUAGAUUUGUCACAGACAAGAGAAUCUAUGCGAGAGUUAUUGUAACUAUAUUGAGCGUGAAUUUUAAGGAACAUCCUUACACACCCGUUUCGUGUCAGAAUUGCUACGAAGACAGAGCUGACAAGUUAAUCAUCUGGGAACCAUUCCCCACUGGCAGGGCUGCCAACCUUUCACUCGGAAUGACGACAACACCCCUUCCCCUACACUUGGCUGUCCAACGCUCCAUCGGCUCCUGUUUAUGCGCGAAACACGCAAACACUGUAACCCGUUCCAGGCCGUAUAGGGUUGUGUCAUCUGGAGAAUCGCUCAAUUUACAAUUGAUCGUUGACAACGCGCAUGCUGCCGCUUCCUAUUUUAAAAAUCCUUCCCCACUCUUCGAAGCCAGAUAUGAGUUUGUUCACGGACCCCUCUGUGGACCAGCGGUGUUAGCCGCUGCCUCAGAUGGCGAAAUCGUGUACCCACAUCUAGAAGCAUUGGGCUAUACGGAACCACCAAAGAGGAUCCAAUGUAUUUGGGAUCUUGAAAUAGAAGAGAAAAGGGAUAUUUGGUUACAUUUCGAUAGCAUCAAAUUUGCGUCGAGACACUGUGAUGAUGGAAACAUACAGAUAUAUCUACCUGGAAGGAUAGAACCCUACCUAUCGGUUUGUGGAGAAAAUGUUUCGUUAGCUCGCGAACUACCCAUACUUUCGGCUGGUGAACUUGGUUUCGAAUCUUUAGACGAUCCCCUGGUUAUGGAAAAAGAGAAGACAAGGUCUAUCCGAAUCGUAUUUAUUGGAAGUGCAUCACCAGCACGUGCAGCUUUCAAAAUUGCUUGGACUGGUUUGUACCAUUUACCCAAAAACUCCGAUGGGACACUAAUGACGUCACGUCUGACUGAUAGCGGCUCAUAUUCAUCUGACGGACACAAUUGUGAUUUCAUAUGUCCCGGAGAAGAAGCACUGUGUAUUCCUGCCAGUUUAAUAUGUAAUGGAGUCGUGAAUUGCCCAAAUGUAACCAGUGGUGAGAGAAGGUAUUGGACGGCUGAAGAAAAACGCGCGAGGGAAGCUUAUUCAGAAGAUAGCUUGCGCAGACUUGGGUAUUUGGAUGCAUUGACUGGAGAAUUGGGGAAGCUACAUGAUGAAGCUCCAGAACUAUGUACAGGAGCGCAUAUGGCUGGGAGCGGAGAUUGGAUGGCACCUGCAUUAGGAGCGGCACUAGCAAUCGCGAUUAGCGUUUGUGCUCUUGGCGCUGCUUGGCGACUCUGUUGCCGCAAGCGCUCCCCAGACGAGGAGUCCUUGGAUUACUGACAUGCGGCUCGCGGUGCCCACGCACCGCCGACGCUACAUUCUCGUUCAGCAUCCAGGGACCUACCCUUAGACUGGAGCUUACAUUGACAGACGCUAUAUUGAGUGCCGAAAUCUCUUGUUGAUUAUUAAUAUAUCGUAAACACAAACUGUUGGUCUGUCUAUGUAAUUUUAAAUUUAUUGCUUUAUUUUGUCAGUAAAUGAUCUUGCAAAUACUUAUUUAAUACGCACAUUGUGACAUUCUCUAUUAUAACGUAAAUAGAGGUUUUCUAUAUUUAUGUACUAUGUAAUAGACUAUGGCACUCAAAACAUGUAAUUAGUGUAUAUACCUUCUAGAUAUCCUGAUAUUGAACGCUUUGAACAUCAUCAGAUGUGCGCACUUGAGUGCUUUCACUGGCCUUUUGUAAGAGCUUUUCAUAUUUUUACUUUGAUGAUCAAUCAAAAAGCUUACUAAGUGAACUCCUGGCUUGUUGGCCAGGCACUUUGCUCUUGAAGGCACUCUAGUGCUCGCAAACUUAUAGGUAAGUUAAAAGUGAUAGUAGUUAGUGACGUGCUUGUUUAAGUAAGGAUCUUACUGAGGUAUAAUUUUGUCUCUGAGAAAACAAAUCUGCGCUCAAUUCAAGGACCGGUCUGGUCGCUGAUGACUGAUUGUGAAUUCCAUACAUCAAAAUAUUAAACUCGUUCUGAAUGAGGUAAUUAUUAAACAAAAAUUCAUAUUUGAAUGUGAAUUUAGAUAAGUUCAGUAACAUCAAAUGAUUUUGAAAGUGUAACACAAUAAUUUCUAUAUCAUUUUGUAAUAUGUAGUUUCAGUGGAUUCAACAAUAGUUUUGUUUCUAACUACGGUCUUCACUGUUAUUAUGUAAAUAUUCAUAAUAUUAAGGUGUAGUUAAGAUGUAAUAAGCAUGUAUUAAGGCAUAUUGUUAAAUACGUUGCACAAAUUAGCGAUUAGUUGUAUAGCCCAGGUAAUUGGUACAUGUAUGUAUUAAGAAUGAGAACACAAUGGUAAUGUAAUAUAAUUUAUCUCGUACGUUGAUUAUCAAUUUAUGAUAGCUCUGACUAAAAAUGUUUGAGUCAUCUUUCUGAAAUUGUCAUCCUUUUUCAUCAAAUUGAAACCUAAAUUAGCAAACCUAUAGUUAUAUUCCAUGUUGUUUUGACCACCAAUAUUGCGAAUUUUAGAUGGUAUUUGUUUAAAUAAUUGCAUACCGUCAUACCUAAUAGAUUUUUUCAAAUAAUUUGUACGCGGCUUCGGCAAGAUAAGCAAACUCGCUCGACGAGUAUUGCGUGUACCCUCAAAAAGCGCUAUGUUGUGGGACGCCUGGCAAGAGGUGGAAAGGAUGGAAUAUGACUUACUAAACCAGCCUAAAUCGUAAGCCGUUUGUUACAUAGAUAUCAUUUCACGUUUCAAAUAUAAUUGCGACUAAUGCCAAUCAAAUAAAUUUUUGACUUUAUUUCUUGAUUACAAUAAAAUUUAAAUACCACGGAAAUCUGUUUAAAAUAUUACUGUGUUAAACAAAUUUAAUGUGUUUUUGGGACAUUUACAUGGCUUUGAAAUCCCCUAAUCUCAACAAUAACGAUGUAUAGACAAAUGUAAAUUUAUAAGAGGAUUAUUAUCAGCUUGAAACAAAGAAUUGUAAUGGAUCUAUCGAGAGUCUUAACAGUUUAAGCGUAUCCAUCUCGUCAUGUUUUAUUCAACAUCAGCUCUCGAAUUAAGUUUAUUGUUCCACCCGAAGUAGAUCAAAGUUAUUUCUUUUAUUUUUCAUUUCGUUAGGAAAAACUUCGGAAAAAUUCAUCCACUUAUUACGGAAUUCAAUAACUUUGCAAUUUCAGUAAUCUUGGCGUAUUUCAGUUUUAUUUGAAUAUUUUCGCAUGUUUUGUUUAGUAAUUUUUCGAAUAUUGGUACGUUAGCAUUUAAUAUAUGGUAUCUCUGCCAAUAAAACGUUCCUUUUUAUACAAAUCUCCUGAUAUAUACGUAAUUUCUAAUAAAUACUCCAAAAUUUCAAGCAUAGUCAAUGUAUGGGUAAUGCGUAAAAAAAAAGAAAUAAUAAUAAUAAAAUAAUAUGUUGACAUAAUCACCAGAUAAGAAGCUCCCUGUUAUAUGUUUUUAUGUAUUACUAACCUAGCCUACAUAAGCUAAUAAAAUGUGUACUAUAAUAAACACUUGAGUUUUUUAAAACUAUUAUCACAGAGUUCUCUUUGUAAUAUUGAUUCCACUGUGCCUGGGCGAAAAGGUAAGACAGGCAAGUGAGGAGCCAUAAAUUUUAUUUCAAGAAACCUUUGUCAUUUUAUGUAGGUACAAUAUUUUGUAUAAUGAAACUGGAAUUCCUAAUUUUUUUAUGCUUGUUACAUUUUUGAUUACCUGUGAACAUUUAGAGAAAUUGUUGUGCGAAAACUUGUGUUAUUAUCAAAUAAAAUGUUGAGAAAAAUAUAUUUUGUACAAAAUUG
Messenger RNA from Pieris rapae (cabbage white), 5349 nucleotides. RefSeq lists its product as uncharacterized. NCBI's taxonomy places the organism in Eukaryota, Metazoa, Arthropoda, Insecta, Lepidoptera, Pieridae. The transcript is spliced from 12 exons. Gene Ontology annotation, cellular component: plasma membrane. The record is from RefSeq and is a predicted model, not a curated record. Bases 85 to 2910 code for a protein of 941 amino acids.